This is a messenger RNA of Oryza sativa Japonica Group (Japanese rice), 3471 nucleotides long. RefSeq names its product COP1-interacting protein 7. NCBI's taxonomy places the organism in Eukaryota, Viridiplantae, Streptophyta, Magnoliopsida, Poales, Poaceae. The record is from RefSeq and is a predicted model, not a curated record.
ACUUGCACCACCUUCUUCUUCUUCUCUCUCCCUCACACGCUUCACACUCCUCUCGCUGUUCUUCUCUCCUCCUCCUGUGGCUGGCUGCUUGCUCUACUGCAAUUAUUUAUUGCCACCUCCAAUUCUUAGUACUGCGAGAUUAAUUACUCAUUCCUCCCCGCAGUGCCAUGUUCUUGAGUUUCUUUCGGUUUUUUUAAUCCAUUUUGCAACACUCUCUGUCCUGCAGCCAGAGCUGCAUUUGCUGGGGAUUUAUACUAGUAGGCGGCUUCAGCUUUACUCUCUCCCCUUUCUGCUUCUGCUGCUUCUCCCUUUCCCUCUCAACUUCUCAAGUGGCAGUGGUGGGAGGGUAGCAUCUGGCCCAAGCAAAGCGCCGGGUUCUUGGCUCUGCUCGCUUUUUUUCGUGGUAAAUCUGUGUGCAAGAUCUGGGGUACAAAAGGAGGGGACAGCAGCACAAGGGAGGAGGAGGAGUUCUUGCGUUGGGAUUCUCUCUUCGGCAAUGAGGCCCGACGCGAGGCUGGAUGCGGCCGUGUUCCAGCUCACCCCGACCCGGACCAGGUUCGAUUUGGUGGUGAUAGUGAAUGGCCGGAAGGAGAAGAUAGCCUCUGGCCUGCUAAACCCGUUCCUGGCACACCUGAAGGUCGCCCAGGAUCAGAUUGCAAAGGGAGGAUACUCAAUUACGCUUGAGCCGAGCUCAGGGGUUGGCGCGCCAUGGUUUACAAGAGGCACCGUGGAGAGAUUCGUGCGCUUCGUGAGUACUCCGGAGGUGCUUGAGCGAGUGACGACGAUAGAAUCCGAGAUCUUGCAGCUCGAGGACGCCAUCUCUAUUCAGAGCAACGAUAAUCUUGGGCUAAGAUCUGUAGAAGAUCAUGGAGGAAAAUUGACUGAAAGCAACGAAGGUACACGAGCGAAUCACAGCCCUGAUGCAGAUAAGGCUAUUGUUAUAUACCAGCCUGGAUCACAGCCUACACCAGCAGUGCAUGAUGAGACUACAACACAUGAAGAGAAUUCAAAAGUCCAACUGCUGAGAGUGCUUGAAACCCGAAAAAAUGUCUUAAGGAAAGAGCAGGCUAUGGCUUUUGCACGUGCUGUGGCAGCUGGGUUUGACAUCGACAAUCUGGGUUACUUGAUUGCGUUUGCAGAGCGCUUUGGUGCUUCACGUUUGAUGAGGGCAUGUUCGCAGUUCAUCGAACUGUGGAAGCGAAAGCAUGAAACUGGACAAUGGAUUGAAGUUGAACCAGAAGCAAUGUCUACACACUCUGAAUUUCCUCCUUUUAAUCCAUCGGGUAUUGUUUUUGUUGGAGACAACAUGAAGCAAAACACGGAAACUAUGUCUGUUUCCAAUGGAGAGGCAAAUGGCGAGGAUGCUUCUAAAGCUGAGCAUAAGUCUGGUCAACAGAUGGGGUAUCAGGCUGCAUAUCCUCCAUGGGCAAUGCAUCCUCCACCUUACCAUAUGCAAGGAAUGCCUUACUAUCCUGGGCCGUACUACCCUCCAUAUCCUCCAGUGGAUGACCCCAGGUAUCACUACUCGGGAAGGAAAUCAUCGAGGAAGCACUCUUCAGACAGUAAAGAGUCAGAAGUACUUGACGAAGGAAGUGAUGGUAGCAGUUCUGAAAGAGGGAGUUCUCAUGGUCACAAGUCACAUAAAAAGGGUAAGCGAUCAGGGAAAAAGAAACCUAGUGUAGUUGUCAUAAAAAAUGUAAAUGUAACAUCCAAAAAGCAUGGCUCGUCGGAAAGUGAGUCGCAGUCAAGUUCUGAAGAUGGGUCUCAAGACAGUGAUGACACACACUACAAAAAGAGACAUGGGAAGCAUAAGAGCUCAGGUUCAAAGAAAAAGGAGGGUGCAAAAACUAACUUUGACUCUGGAGACGACUAUAAUAACAAGGAUGAAUCAUCUUAUGGGCAAGAUGCUGACCAAGGGAACUGGAAUGCAUUCCAGAGUUUCCUGAUGAGAGCAGAAGAAAAAACAAGAUCUAAUGAUGCAGAUAUGUUUUCUGGUGAAAAAGCACCUCCAUCAAGGAAAAAGAACAAUGUAAACACUGCUGAUCCUAUUCUUUUGGCUGGGGGAGAUUCUGGUGAUGUAUAUGAACAGAGAGGAGCAGGCUUUGAUCCAGUCAAUGGGAGGAGUAGAGCUAUUCGGCUGCAAUCCAAUGAUGAACUGAUGAUGUCUGGGGAAGGGGGAAGAUAUAUGGAUGGUGAAAUUAAGGAGAUAGAAGCUGGUGGUGGAAGAUACAGGAGAGGGACAAGUGAGGACUUCAUGCUCUAUGGCCAGGAAAGGUCCAUGGAUAGGAGGAGUGCUUUGGAUCCUCUUGCAGAGGCCCGGUACAGGAAUCCUAAUCAGGUGGACAAGAAUGGAUAUGCCGCGGCUGAUGAGUCCUUUAUAAUUCCUCUUAGAUCUGGUUCACAAGAUAAUGUUGGGCCGGAAUACCGAGCCACGAUUGACAUUGAUGUUGAGCUUCCUACAAACACUAAGAAAACUUCAGAUGGGAAGGCUGGAACUCAACUCUUCUAUGAGCCGGAUGAAUUGAUGCCAGAGCGUGGAUCUGAAGAUGCUUCAUUUGGAUAUGAUCCGGCAAUGGAUUACGAAAGCAACAUGAUGGUCAGAGCCGUCAAGGUUGAAGACAGUAAUGACGAGGAUGUCUCACAUAGUAAUGAUGGCGAUGUAAAGAAACCAGAGAAGGAGAAGAUAAGGGGUACAAAGGAUGGUUCGGAUAAAAGAAAGAAGGAUGCAAUACUCAGGAGGCUCUCUGCUCCAAAGACCCCACUCAAUGAUGCACAGAAACGUGCACAGAACAUGCGAGCAUAUAAAGCUGAUCUCCAGAAACUGAAGAAAGAGCAGGAGGAAGAACAAAUGAAGCGACUGGAGAGGCUUAAACUAGAGAGGCAAAAGAGAAUAGCCGCAAGAAGUAAUGGGAAGAGUGAUCCUCCUAAAGCAAGCAGAGAGCAUGCCAAUGGACUAAGUAUAUCAGUUCCAUCUCUAACUGGUCUGAAGAAAGAAAAGAGUGGAUCGACCGAAUCAUUCAGCGAGCGACUGAAGAGGCUGGCUGAACCCAAGAGCAUCGGUGGUGCUGACCAUCUUUCAAAUCCAAAGUCAGUUACCACAGACCACUCAAGGAGAAGAAGCAUGGUAUGAGCUCAUCUGAUAUCGGCAGCGAAAAAUUCCGAGUAUUUAUCAUGUAAUUUCACAACCCAGAAAAACAGGACGAAAAUAACAGCCAGAUCUCCAAAAGCUGUACAGGGAAAAAGUUUGGUGUUGAUUAUUAAGUGGUGGUGCCUUGCAUCUGAGAUUGCGGAUGAGAAAUUUGAGAAUUAUUACAAUGGGUCUGGCAUUUUAAUUUUUCGGUUUCAUAUAUUGUAUUCAUUCUUUUGAUUGAAGGUGGCUUGUAAUAGCUGUAAACCUGUUUUUGUUCAUGGCACAUACUACUAUAUUGUGGAUGUAUUUAGUGGAGAAAUCGAUCAGUGUGUUUGGGUGAA